Messenger RNA from Paramuricea clavata, 779 nucleotides. The record is from the annotation of a GenBank genome assembly. Lineage: Eukaryota; Metazoa; Cnidaria; Anthozoa; Malacalcyonacea; Plexauridae.
AUGGAGGCAGGUAUGAAAGAAGAGAUAUGCAAGAUGCAUGGGUAUCUUAAAACCAAGGAUGUGUUUGCAUUUGAUGAUGCCUUGGCUGAAAAGCAGUGGGCAUUUUUGCUUACCGCACUUACUGCACUGGAUCACCCCAGUGAAGAGGGUCCAGAUCCUGAUCUAGUUAAGGGUAUGCAUGAAGAUGCCCUAGUCCUUCUAGGCAAUGCUAAUGUUCGUCUAAAUUCAUGGCGACAGUGUCAAUUUUCUGAGUACCUAACUGAGGUUGGCAAGCGUAAGGAAGAGAUUUCAUCUGAUCAACACCUCUUCCCAGAUUGGUUUCAUGACCGUAUCAAAGAUGAGCAUAAUCAUACAGCCACCAAUAAAAGUUUGAUCAGCAAACUGCAUGACAAAGCCCUGUCUUCACCAAGAUUCAUUCCUUCUCGGCAGCCCUUCCGUGGUCGCUCAGGAGCCACUAGCCUGGGUAAUGGCAGUCGAAAACGAAGGUGAACUAUACCCCCCAAGAUGACAAUCCGGGAACCUCAAAACGAUUCCAACCCAGAACUGGGUCAGCAGCAGGCAAAAGCUGACUAUCCAUUUCCACGAUUAACAAACAUACAAUUGCACACAUUCCCAACUGCAUGCCGCCUAAUUAAUUGUUUAGAAAAUUGGAAGAUAAUCACUCAGGAUCCUUGGAUCCUACAAACGGUACAGGGUUACAAAAUACCUCUGAUCCGUUCUCCACACCAAUGGAGAUUGAGAGAGACCAAUCCUCCAUUACGACAGCAGCACCUCAUUGA